Didymodactylos carnosus is the source of this 1971-nucleotide messenger RNA. NCBI's taxonomy places the organism in Eukaryota, Metazoa, Rotifera, Eurotatoria, Philodinida, Philodinidae. The record is from the annotation of a GenBank genome assembly.
AUGAGUAGUCACAAUCAAAUUAAGUAUUCCAUUAAUGAUCUGAAAUCAUUACCCAAUCUUGAUAAUAUAGCAUCAACUAAUUUAAUCUUAGAGGAUAUAAAAUUUCGAAAAACAUGUUUAUCAAACUUGAGAAAAAGUUUACAAGCAAUGGUAUCAACAGUUGCCACUCAUCCAUAUGUUGUACAUUUCAAUGAAAAAUUAAAUGAAGCAAAAAUUAUGGAAAAUUCAAUUGAAACUAUUGAAAAUGAAAUUAUUAAUCUUCAAACAAUAUUUAAUGAUAUUGAUCAAUGUACAACAAAUUAUAUAAAUAUAUUAAAAGAUGACGAUAAUGAAUAUAAUUGUUCUAGAUUUAUUAGAAACUGUGAACUAUUACGUGUAAGAAUAGAACAGUUAGAAAUUGAAGAAACUUUUCCAAAAUUAACAGAAAAAAUGAAUCUCUGGAAAAAUAUUUAUGAUACUGAUGAACAAUUUAAACCAAAAAUAAUUGAACUUCUUGAAACUAUUGAAAAAGAUUUAUUAGAUAAAUAUGGUGAAGAAAGUACAGCCUAUGCCAUUCCCUAUAAAGUUGGAAUUCUUGGGAGUAGAAGUGUUGGUAAAAGUACAUUUUCAAAUUAUGUUCGAGAUGUUACAAAUGAACAAGAUCCGUUAUUUUCUCCAACAGCUCUCGAAAAAAGUACAUUUUGUUAUUUACAAUUUGAUAAAGAAUAUCCAUAUAGAAUUGAAGGUUGCACCGAUAAUGAACAAAAUAUUGAAUUUGCUAAUUAUAUUAAUGAAAUAGGAAAAGCAGAUUGUGAUUUAUAUCUAAUUCUUUAUGAUCGAGAAUUUUCUCAAUUAGAAUUAAGCUGGAAAAGAAAUAUUGAAAAUGUACUAAAUCGAAAAUGUUUAAUUGUUCGAACAAAAGUUGAUCGUCUAUUUCUCGAUUGUUAUGAACAAAUGUUUCGUACAGAAUUUAAUGAAAAUUCAAUUGAUGAUCAACAUAAAAUAAAACGAAUUCUUGAUAAAGUACGUAUAAUUGCACGUACAACUCACUAUGGUGAAAAACUUGAAGAAGUUUAUCUAAUGGCAGCAAAAUCUAAUCGUUCUAUUCGUAAUACAAAUUUUGCUAAUUUUGAUAAAGAUAAAUUAAUUCAAACUAUUCUUCAAUUAGCAUUAAGUGAUGGUCGGGAAGAACGUUUAAGAAAAAUGGCUAUCAUUGCAGCAGCUGAUAUAAUUAAUACAUGUUUUAGACGUGGUUCUAUUAUAUCAGUUAUGAAAUAUAAAAUUGCUGCUGGUAUUCUUUCUAUUGUACCACUUGCUGAUGAAAUACCAAGAUAUGUUGGUAGAGAAAAAGUUCGACAAGUAUUUGGAAUUCAUGACCAAGCAUAUUUAACAAAUAAAUACAAUGAAACAACUGAUAAAUUACAAACAUAUUUACUAAAAUAUCAGUUCUAUCUUCCACAAUAUGAAUUAAGUACGGAUGCUUUUAAAUAUUUAGUUAAAAAAACCAAGGACACCGACGAUAAUCAAACAAAUACCAAUGUCAGUACAACUACAAUGAACAAAUUAAAUCCAACAAAUUAUACGAGAAACAUUCAAUUAAAAAAUGUAAGGACUAAAAAGGGUAAAAUACUACAAAAACUGGCUCCGGUAGGUGGUCGUGUGCUGUUACCUAUUUUUGCAGCAACAGAUGAUAUUGUUCGUGUAGCAGUGCCAGCCGCUGCAGCAGGAUUACGGGUAGGUUUAACAGCUGCUACCGCUGGAAUUGGAUUUGUACUAUCCAUUCCAUUAUGCGCAUGGGCAGCCAUAUCGAACGGAAAACAGAUACAUAAUUAUUUACAUUUACUUUGUGAUGAUUUAUUAGUUUUAAUCGAAUAUUUUAUAACAGCUGUUAUUAAUCGUUGUUUAGAAGAUCAUAGUAUUGAUGAUGAUUAUGAAAUAAUAACAACUGAUGGUAAUUUUGAUCGUUUAUCUUUCCAACAAGUUUUCGAAUAA